CGGACUCCAAUCUCGUACAAUCCCUCUAUGUCACGGUCAACAACCAUAUAGUUAAGGCAAACAGGGCUGGUCAUCUAAGGCAAGAGAGAGAAAGAUAGAAAUGGUUCGGAAAAUGGCGAAGCCUUUGGGAUCAACGGGAGAGUUCUUCAGGAGAAGGGAUGAGUGGAGGAAGCACCCUAUGCUCACCAAUCAAUUACGCCAUGCCGUUCCUGGCCUUGGUCUCGGUGUUGCCGCCUUCUGUGUUUACCUUGUUGGCGAAACCAUCUACAACAAACUUUACUCUUCCGAUCAUUCUUCUUCGUCUCACCAUUGAUAUUUCAAGAUUACAAGGUGGAAGUAUGGUAGGAUGCCGCUGAAUCUUUGUACUUAUGUUAUUCCUGAUUUGUGGUGUUCAACAAGUUGUUGCUUGGUAUGGGAUUUGUACUAUUUUUAAUUGGUCGUUACGUUCAGACAUAGUAAACUUUCUUUCUCAACAGCAGUGCAAACCUAUCUUGUUUACUACAAUCCUUUUUUGAGUUGUAAUAAAUUCUAUUGAGUUUUACUUUCUAUUUUCCCUCUGGUACAAUACUUC
This is a messenger RNA of Amaranthus tricolor (Joseph's coat), 571 nucleotides long. Its product is annotated as NADH dehydrogenase [ubiquinone] 1 beta subcomplex subunit 3-B-like. Gene Ontology annotation, biological process: electron transport chain; mitochondrial respiratory chain complex I assembly. NCBI's taxonomy places the organism in Eukaryota, Viridiplantae, Streptophyta, Magnoliopsida, Caryophyllales, Amaranthaceae. The record is from RefSeq and is a predicted model, not a curated record. The coding region runs from base 101 to 313 and encodes 70 amino acids. The transcript has 2 exons. Gene Ontology annotation, cellular component: mitochondrion.